AUGGUGCGGACGGGCGGUGAUGCCGCGGAUUUCGUCUACGGCCUGAGCCUUAGCUCCUUACAACCCCCCGAGCAAGCAGAAGAGGAUGAAGACACGCCACUGCGGUUUAUCAGCGUGCAGUUGCAUCUGCCUGAGCCUAGCAAGGGUUUUGAUAUUGACAUCCAUGCCUUCCUGUUCGAGGUGGACGGAACCUACGUCGACUGUGUGUUUUAUAAAAACCCGCAAUUGGCGGGCAAAAGCGUCAGAAUUCUUCAGCAGGAACAAGAGCUCCUUGUGGAUUUACGCUACGUCCCCAAAAGGUGCAGUUUUAUCGUCUGCACCCUGGCAAUAUACUCUGGUGGUACUGUUGCUCAACUAGGAGAAAGCACUGUGCAGCUCAGUGCCUUAGUUCCUCGUAUGGAUGUCGGCGAGGGCAUGGAGUCCCCACAUAUUCCCUGUGGGCAAAUUCCCCCAAGUUCCUCUGAUUUCUAUGAGUGGGUGUGCCUCGGAGUGCUCCCACUGAAAGCAAGGAACAUGCACGGAGAGGAGUGUAGUAUGAUGCUGUGCUUACUUUCCCAUCACGGCGGUUACUGGUACUUCAAGCCCGUGCUGAAGCCGGUCUCAGCCUUUACACCUCAGGGCCUCAUCGAGCCAGCACAGGAAUACGUCGUGAGGCACGCUGCGGGGUUGAAUGAGGGACGCUGCGGGAUGGAACUUGGAGCCUUGCUCAAUGCCGGCCGUCAAGGCGUACGUGUGGAGUUCGAAUUGACAGAUACGGAAGAAUCUGCAAUAGCGGAAGCUGCAGGGGCAAAAGAACUGCGGGCUUCUGAUGUUAAGAGCUGGGCAGGAGGUUCCGGUGUGCCUAGCGAAGCGGAAGGGGAAGGCCAACGCUGGCUGCCGCUCAAGGAGAGAGGAGAAGCAUUGGGUGCUAGAGCACAAAGAAUUGACGGCAGGAUUACCAAAGCAGAUGGAGAGCGGCGCAAGCUGUCAAUGGCUGUGGUAGGUAAAGAUGCCGCCUCAAGGAAAAUGCGCGCUAGAAGGAGAGCAUCAAGUGAAGACGGCUUCGCUGAUUUGGCAGGUGGUCUUGGUGACAAAGGAGACCGAAAGGGUGACUUGCCAAUGAAGUACGUAAACGUUGGCGAAGAACCUAUGGGGGAGGAUAGCUUUGGUAAGGGAAGCAGGGGCGAGGAAUCCACGUUAAAGCGCGGCGGUGUAAGAUAUCGGAAGUCUUCACAGGAUACACAACUGGACUUGACACGCAAGGUACCAUGCGAUGAACCAUCCGGGAGUCCCACAAGAGGCAGGAAUGGAGGACCACGGCAGGGUACCAGUACAGCUCCGGAGGGCGAGCAGGAGAGGGCACGUAAUCUACGCUGGAAGUCAAGAACUAAUUAUCAGUGGGCCCGUGAACGGGCAGAAAAUUUUUCUAAAGCUGCGAAACUGACGGGCCCCAAAUCCAACCUUGUCUUUUUGUGGCUUUGCACGUACAGAGGAGGUAUCAAGGCAGAAUCUUUGUUUGCGUCUUACCCUCCAGAAGGUGGGUACCAUGCAGGGGAGUUGCACAGGGUAAACGCAGACGGCGAGCAAGAACUGGAAAGUGCAGCUGCACACGGUUGUCCCUGCACGGGUGCAUGGAAGGAGAGUGUCGACAGGCGCCUUGAAUCACUAGAGCGCGCUGUAGAGAGCAUGAGCGCAGACAUCCACACUGUUGCAGCAGCCACGUCUGAAAUGCAGAAUAACAAUAAGCUUUAUAUCCAGGAGCUGCGUGAUAAAUUUAUUGAGUUAAAGAACGACGUUGCUACAGACAUUGAGUCCGCCGUGGCACGCCCUCUGAAAGGGGUACACUUGAGAUUAGAAAAGCUAGAGGCUAACGAAUCAGCCGACGCAAAGCAGCUUGCAGAACAGCAGAAGAAGUUAUGGGAAGUCGAUAGGAUGGUUACUCUUGCUGAAAGAAAUUGGCAUCUUGUAUCGCAGUCCCUCUCAGAACUUCGUAUCCAGUUGGCGGGCUUUGAACAACGGAUUGUACAAGGACCAUUUAGUCCAGGACCCACUGUGCCUGCAACUGAUCAGGAAAAGGGCCUCCCUGUAUCCCUGCAACCGACUACGUGCAUCAGCAAUCAGAAACUUCAUGAAGCCGGCUUUUUUGAAGUACUGGGUAAUACGUUGGCAGGCCAGGCCAGUGAUACGGAGGGCCAAGACUCCACGAAAGCGCAAGGGCAUAGUGAAUUCGCCUCGAAGGCGCUUGCCGAGCUUGGCCGCAUGCAGGAUCACGCUGCGGCGUUCGGAGCCUGCCUACGGCAACUUGCCAGUGGUACUGCUCCUGACGGAUUAAAGGGAUUGAAUCCGAUUGAACGCCGUGUACUGUCGUUCGCAGGAACUCCCAAAGUAUUUUCAGCAUUGCAUGAAUUGGAGAGAGCCAUAGAUGCCAUAAAUCUGCACGGCACUGGUGCUUCCGGCACUCGGCUCUACUAA
Cyclospora cayetanensis is the source of this 2451-nucleotide messenger RNA. RefSeq lists its product as uncharacterized. NCBI's taxonomy places the organism in Eukaryota, Apicomplexa, Conoidasida, Eucoccidiorida, Eimeriidae. The transcript has 10 exons. The coding region runs from base 1 to 2451 and encodes 816 amino acids. The record is from RefSeq and is a predicted model, not a curated record.